GUUCCCACACUACUUUGGCUUCGCUUUCGUUCUGCUCUGUUCUCCGUUUUCCCCUGAGUUUUGACCGUUGCUUUUCUCAACGUCUCUCUCUCUCUCUCCCCCCUGCUCUCUCUGUUUAGUUCUGUUCUGUGAUCACAUUCUCGACCUUAUUCCUGCUCCAGACCACAGCCCAGCCUGUGAGAAAUCCUCAUGAGUGUGGCGAUAGAUUCGACAAGGACACGCAGUUUCGGUUUCCAUUUCGCUUCGCAUCUCAGAAACUCGUAAGUGCAAAGAGAUAGCUGAUACCGAAGAUCCCCUGCGAUGGGAUGUUCUUCAUCGAAGCUCGAUGAUGAAGAAGCGGUCCGACUCUGCAAGGAUCGGAAAAACUUCAUUAAAGAAGCUGUGGAGCAAAGAUCUCGAUUUGCCUUGGGGCACAAGGCUUACUUUCAGUCCCUUAAGAGGGUCUCUGCAGCCCUUCAGGAUUACAUCGACGGCGAUGAGCCUCGGGAGUUCUUACUGGAUUCAUUCUUGACUCCAGUAAAGAAACGGAAUCCGGAUUUUAUUUCCAUAUCAUCGAAGCCCUUUAACCGGAAGGAGUUGCUACCAGAGCAAAACUCGAACUUUACUAUCAACUACCUGAGGCCUGGUGGGGCCCCUGCAGUCUUGGUCGAGGAGAGGCCUCGAUCGCCCGAAAUAGUCCAAGUGCAGAGCUACUCUCCUGUGCAUAAUCAUUUCGGGAUCGAUGGGUUCUUCUCCUAUCCUCAGUAUGAUCGGGCCCCAGCUCCUCCGCCUCAAUUUCCUCCACCUUCACCACAGAACUCCCAGUGGGAUUUCUUCUGGAACCCGUUCUCGUCGCUUGAUUAUUAUGGCUACCCAACUCGGAGCAGUCUUGACCAAACGAUCCCGAUGGACGAUGAGAUCAGAGGGCUGAGGCGAGUCCGAGAAGAGGAAGGCAUUCCAGACUUGGAGGAAGAAACCGAGCACGAAUGUGAUCACCAUGAAGAGAAUUUAAUGCAAGAUAGAGGGAAAAACAUAGAGUCGGAUUUCCCGAAAGAGGAGGAAGUUUUAGUUGAAGAUGUUGAGGAUGAAGAUGAGGAGGAGGAGGAGGAGGAAGAAGAAGAAGAAGAUGAGGGAACUGAUGAUAAUUAUGGGAACGACAAUGGAAUCAAGGAAUUGCAAUCGUGCCGCAGUAAUAGCCGGAACAUCGAAAUAACACCACCUCAAAAUUCAGCGAAGGUUGAGAUUGUUGGAAAGCAAGAAACAUCUGUUACCGGUCAAGGGACUAAUAAAGGACAAGAAAAACCAGGUUUCACAGUUUACGUGAACCGGAGGCCGACAAGCAUGGCAGAAGUUAUUCGAGACCUUGAGACUCAGUUCAGUAAUAUCUGUAACUCCGCAAACGAAGUCUCGGGUCUGUUAGAAGUCAGCAACGCCCACUAUUCGACCACAAAUGAACUCUCAGCAAUGAAGAUGUUGAAUCCCGUGGCUCUGUUCCGGUCAGGGUCAUCCCGGUCAAGCUCAUCAAGAUUUCUGAUUAGUUCUUCAUCAUUAUCAAAAGAAGAAGCCGAUGAGAGCAGCAGCGACUUCUCAGAAGAGUCUAGCAUGUUCUCGGUCAGCCACCAAUUGACAUUGGACAGGUUAUACGCAUGGGAGAAGAAGCUCUACGAAGAAGUCAGGGCUGGAGAGAGGGUGAGGAUGGCAUACGAGAAGAAGUGCAAGCAACUUAGGAAUCAAGACGUGAAAGGAGAGGACCCUUCUACGGUCGAUAAAACAAGGGCAGCCAUCAGGGAUUUGCAUACGCGGAUAAAAGUCUCAAUCCACUCAGUUGAAGCUAUCUCCAAGAGAAUCGAAACUCUAAGGGACGAAGAGUUGCAGCCUCAGCUACUAGAAUUGGCCCAAGGGCUAUUGAGGAUGUGGAAAGUCAUGGCGGAAUGCCACUGUUCUCAGAAAAGAACCCUCGAUGAGGCCAAGAUCCUUCUCGCCGGCACGCCCUCAAAGCUUGAGGCAAGGAGGCGGUCCCACAUUUCUAUCACAGACCCGCAGAGGCUUGCACGGUCAGCCUCCAACCUCGAGGCCGAGCUCAGGAACUGGCGAGCCUGCUUUGAGUUGUGGGUCACCUCUCAAAGGGCAUACCUCCAGGCCCUCUCUGGGUGGCUGCUACGGUGUGUCCGAUCCGAUCCCGACCCAUCAAAGUUGGCCUUCUCCCCCGGGCGCUCAUCGAGCAGUGGGGCCCUCCCCAUAAUCGGGCUCUGCAUCCAGUGGUCGAGAUUCCUCGAAGCCGUGCAGGAAUUACCGGUGUUGGACGGCCUUGAUUUCUUUGCCGCGGGGAUGGGUUCAAUCUACGAGCAGCAGAUGAAGGACGAGACCAGGCGAGUUCCAGUUGGGUCGAAGAGGUUCGGAGAGGACAGUGGGGCGAAGUUAGGACUAGAAGUUGUGGAGUUCAGUGAAGAAGUGGAAGAGGUCAUGACUGCUGAAAAAAUGGCAGAUGUGGCUAUCAGAGUACUCUGUGCUGGGAUGUCAGUUGCUGUGAGCUCCCUGACAGAGUUUGCAAUCAGGUGUGCCGAUGGAUACUCGGAAUUGGUCGGCCAAUGGGAGCAUGCCAAGUUGCGCCCAACCGAGAUUUAGGAACCGUAGUAAUAUUUUUUUUAUUAUUCUUUCUAAUGUGGAUGGAUUAGAGUAGUUUUAAACUACAUAUGUGGUGGUGGGAAUGUAAUUAGAAAGAAGUAACUUGUAGAGCAAGUUAAGUUGAAAAGGCUGCCCUAUAAAGAUCAUUGACUUGUAUUC
This is a messenger RNA of Punica granatum (pomegranate), 2763 nucleotides long. The record is from RefSeq and is a predicted model, not a curated record. Lineage: Eukaryota; Viridiplantae; Streptophyta; Magnoliopsida; Myrtales; Lythraceae.